CCCAUCCCUAUAGUGGACGCGUUGUCUGCUCCAAAAGUUCAUUCAAGUUAUGCAGGCAACAAGGUCAAUACGACUACCUCGCAAGCUGUCCGUAUGCCGCCUGAUUCAUAAUCAUCAUAUCCUUCGUUCAUCAGAUCCUGCCGGACGGACGACUUCGUUUGGCUUCAGGACAGUUCCAGAGGAGUCGAAGGAAUCACUUGUGAAGGGUGUUUUCGACUCUGUCGCGUCCAAGUAUGAUUUGAUGAAUGAUGCAAGCUCCCUCGGCGUGCACAGGCUGUGGAAAGACUCGUUUGUAGAUACUCUCAAACCAGGUCGCAAAGGUCCCCUUCGGUGUAUAGACGUUGCAGGAGGAACAGGCGACAUUGCUCUCCGUAUCUUGGAUCAUGCAAGGGAGAACUAUGCGGACAGAGAGACGACCGUGGACAUCGUGGACAUCAACGCGCAGAUGCUGAAGGAGGGAUUCAUGAGGUUCAAAAAGACAAUGUAUCACAAUACACCUCAGGUUUCAUUCCAUGAGGCAAAUGCACAAGAGCUGACUGCUUCUCAGUUCAAGAACGAUUCAUACGACCUCUACACGAUUGCAUUUGGCAUCCGUAACUGCACGUCUAUCCCCGCUGUGUUAAGCGAGGCUUACCGCGUUCUCAAGCCUGGUGCUACCUUCGCGUGUCUUGAAUUCAGCAAGGUUAAUAACCCGCUCCUGAGCACACUGUACGACCAAUACUCAUUCACGGUCAUCCCACUGCUUGGAACCAUUCUAGCUGGUGACCGUAAUUCAUACCAGUAUUUGGUGGAAUCUAUACGCAAAUUCCCAAGCCAGCCCGACUUUGCGCAGAUGAUCAGAGAUGCAGGGUUCUCCACAGGAGGUGAUUUUGAUGGUGGCGCAUGGACAGAACUCUGGGGAGGCAUUGCCUCGAUACACACAGGAGUGAAGAUUUAGCAAUAACAUAAUUUUCAUUCUCGUACUACGAUUCUAAUACCCACCGUCUGUCUCACUUUC
Molecule: messenger RNA, 997 nt
Organism: Suillus discolor
Lineage: Eukaryota; Fungi; Basidiomycota; Agaricomycetes; Boletales; Suillaceae
Product: UbiE/COQ5 methyltransferase
Exons: 3
Coding region: 50-937 (295 amino acids)
Biological process (GO): ubiquinone biosynthetic process
Molecular function (GO): methyltransferase activity
Source: RefSeq, a predicted model, not a curated record